Rhineura floridana is the source of this 2616-nucleotide messenger RNA. Its product is annotated as vomeronasal type-2 receptor 26-like. Gene Ontology annotation, biological process: G protein-coupled receptor signaling pathway. Gene Ontology annotation, cellular component: membrane. The record is from RefSeq and is a predicted model, not a curated record. Gene Ontology annotation, molecular function: G protein-coupled receptor activity. The coding region runs from base 1 to 2616 and encodes 871 amino acids. NCBI's taxonomy places the organism in Eukaryota, Metazoa, Chordata, Lepidosauria, Squamata, Rhineuridae. The transcript is spliced from 6 exons.
AUGGUGGUUUUAGUGAUGCUGCUGCUGGUACUACAUCCUCAUAAGUCAUGCAAAGCUCACAUUGUGAAAUGCAGGAUCCAGUAUCCACACCAACCACUUCAUACAUAUCAUAAGUCGGGAGAUUUCGUCAUUGGUGUCAUUGCUGCUCACGGUGGCUUCUUCUCCAGUUCACCAACCUUUGCUGAAGAACCCCCACCUCCAUUGCCUGAAGAGCUUGUGGUGGCGCCUAAGGGUUACCAGCUCAUCCUGGCCUUGGCAUUUGCAGUCAAGGAGAUCAAUGAAAACCCAAGGAUCUUACCCAAUCACACAUUUGGAUUCCACAUCUACGAUAGCUAUGACAAUGCAGAGAAGACAUAUCAUGCCACAAUGUUACUUUUAUCCACACUGGAGAAAUUUGUCCCCAACUAUAUAUGUGACACCCAGAAUAAUCUGACCGCUGUCAUUGCGGGACUUGACUCUGAAAUCUCCCUUCAUGUAGCAACUAUCUUGCAUAUCUUUAAGAUUCCACAGCUCAUAUAUGGACCUUCUCCAGUGAUGAAUGAUAAAACAACAGGCCUUUCUUUCUACCAAGUGGCCCCACCAGAAACAGUCCAGUUUGAAGGGAUUCUUUCUUUACUUCUGCAUUUCAGGUGGACAUGGAUUGGGGUCAUUGUGAUGGAUAAUGACAAUGGAGAAAGAUUUGUGCAAACUGUUUUUCCAAUGUUUUCCAAAAGUGGUGUCUGUUUUGCCUUUCUAGAAAGAAUCCCCAAAUAUAAGUUUGCCUCUGAAAGUUAUGACAUGGUACAAAAGGGGGCUAAAAUACUUGAUAAAAUGGUGGGCAGCAAAGCUAACGUAGUGGUGGUCUAUGGAGAAUCUUAUUCCAUGGUAUUUUUUAGAUGGCUUCCAUUUCUACAGGGCACAGCAAAGAUAAGAGGUAAAGUAUGGAUAAUAACAACUCAUACUGAGUACAUUUCAUUUGCCUUUCAACGGAAUUGGGAUCCAGAAAUGUUCCAUGGUGCCAUAUCCUUCAAAAUUCCCUUUAGUGACCUACCAGGAUUUCGUCAUUAUAUUGAGGGCAGAAACCCUUCAAGCAUAGAAGGUGAUGGUUUCAUCAGGGACUUCUGGCAACAGGCCUUUGGCUGUGUCUUCCCAAAUCCCAUUGCAAACAAGGUGGAGGAGAGUAUGUGCACUGAGGAAGAGAAGCUGGAGGAUCUUCCAGGGGCUUUUUUUGAAAUGAAUAUGACUGGUCACAGCUACAACAUCUACAAAGCUGCCUAUGCUGUGGCCCAUGCUUUACAUGCCAUGUCCUCAUCCAAGCUUAGACACAGAGGAAUGGUUCACAGGAGGAGACUGAAGAACCAGAAGCAACAGUUCUGGCAGCUCCAUCACUUUCUCAGAAGUGUCUCAUUUAACAAUAGUGCAGGGGACAAGGUCUCCUUCAACCAGAAUGGAGAGAUGGUAACCAGCUUGGAUGUCAUCAACUGGAUUAUUUCCUCCAACCAGUCCUUCCAUAGAGUAAGAAUUGGAAAGAUGAAUCCCCAGGCACCUCCAGGCCAAGCAUUAACUAUUGAUGAAGAUGCCAUAACAUGGCCCAGCUGGUUUAACCAGACUCAGCCUCUUUCUGUCUGCACUGAGAGUUGCCAUCCAGGAUCAAGCAAAAAAGUGAAGGAGGGGGAGCCAUCUUGCUGCUAUGAUUGCUUCCCAUGUCCCGAAGGGAAGUUUUCAAACCAAGAGGAUAUGAAUGACUGUAAUAAAUGCUCAGAUGAAGACUAUCCAAGCAAGAACAGGGAUGCAUGUAUUCCUAAAGAAAGGAGCUUCUUGUCUUUUGAAGAACCUUUAGGCAUCAGUUUAGUCUGUUUUUCUCUUUCCUUUUCUUUGAUCACAGCUCUGGUGCUGGGAAUAUUUAUGAAGCACCAUAACACUCCCAUUGUCAAAGCCAAUAACAGGAAUCUCACCUACACUCUCCUCCUCGCCCUCCUACUCUGCUUCCUUUCUGCAUUGUUAUUCAUCGGACAGCCUGAGAAGGCGACCUGUCUCCUCCGACAAACUGCUUUUGGGAUCGUCUUCUCAGUGGCUGUUUCUUGUGUAUUAGCUAAAACCAUUACAGUGGUUGUGGCUUUCUUGGCCACCAAACCAGGAUCUGGUAUGAGAAAAUGGAUGGGGAAAAGGCUGGCUAACUCCAUUAUCCUUUCCUGCUCCAUUAUUCAAGCAGGAAUUUGUACUUUGUGGCUAGCAACCUCUCCCCCAUUCCCAGAUGCUGACAUGCACUCAGUGAUUGAAGAAAUGAUACUGGAAUGUAAUGAGGGGUCUGUGUUUAUGUUUUAUUGUGUCUUAGGGUAUAUGGGCUUUCUGGCUAUUAUCAGUUUCAUGGUGGCUUUCUUUGCUAGGAAGUUACCUGACAGUUUCAAUGAAGCCAAGUUUAUCACUUUCAGCAUGUUGGCCUUUUUCAGUGUUUGGCUAUCCUUCAUUCCAUCCUAUCUGAGCACCAAGGGGAAAUACAUGGUUGCUGUGGAGAUCUUCUCUAUCUUAGCUUCUAGUGCUGGGCUGCUGGGUUGCAUCUUUUCCUCUAAAUGUUAUAUUAUUGUAUUGAGGCCUGGGCUGAACCAGAAGGAUCAGCUAAUAAGAAGGAAAAUCUGA